Pistacia vera is the source of this 2484-nucleotide messenger RNA. RefSeq names its product B3 domain-containing transcription factor ABI3-like. The coding region runs from base 1 to 2484 and encodes 827 amino acids. Gene Ontology annotation, molecular function: DNA binding; DNA-binding transcription factor activity. The transcript is spliced from 8 exons. Lineage: Eukaryota; Viridiplantae; Streptophyta; Magnoliopsida; Sapindales; Anacardiaceae. The record is from RefSeq and is a predicted model, not a curated record.
AUGAAGAGUUGGCAACUGCAUGCUGAAGAUCUACAUGCAGUUCCGAAAAAUGAAACAAACUGUACUGGUUUUGAGGUUUUGGCGGCAGAACAAGUUCUGGGUGCCGGCGAAAGAGAGAUCUGGCUUGAUGGACCACAAGAUGAUCUCCUUGAUAUUGAUGACGCUUCAAUCUUGUAUGGAGACUUUCCUCCUCUUCCGGAUUUCCCUUGCAUGUCGUCUUCUUCGUCAUCUUCAUCAAAUCCGGCAGCGGUGAAGGCCAUUGGUAGCUCUUCAUCGUCAUCUUCGGCUACUUCAUCUUCUUCUGCAGCGUCUUGGGCAGUUUUAAGGUCAGAUGUAGAAGAAGAUGUGGACAAAAAGAUUCAAAAUGAUAAUCAAAAUCGAUCAGUAGAUGUACCACCGACUUUGUCAUCUACUACUUCCAUGGAGAUUAUUCAGCCGACGGACUGUAUCGAUGGCGGUGACUGCAUGGAUGUGAUGGAGAAUUUUGGGUUCAUGGAUCUGCUCGAUAGCAAUGAUUUGUUUGAUCCUUCGUCUUUGUUUCACCAUGAUGACAACCCUCUUGAACAGUUUCAACAGGACAAUAAACCACCUCAGGAAAUGCCACAACAAGGACAUGCACAGUUUAUGAUGCAGAACAACAAUGAAGAUAGCCGUGAAGUAGGGCCUUCAGAUGACUUGGCCAUGGUAUUCUUGGAAUGGCUGAAGACAAACAAAGAGACCGUUUCAGCUGAAGACUUAAGGAGAGUGAAAAUCAAGAAAGCUACCAUAGAGUGUGCUGCCAAGCGUUUGGGUGGUGGAAAAGAAGCCAUGAAGCAACUCUUGAAACUUAUACUUGAAUGGGUGCAAACUAAUCAUCUCCAAAAGAGACGCAUUAGAGAAUCAGCCUCCAAUCUUCCCUACCAACAAUAUCAGGACCCUUUCCAAAACCCUAACCCUAACCCUAACCCUACCUCAAACCCAAGCCUGAAUUGCAAUCCUAUCCCGCAUGAUCAACCCAACCCUUGUUUUACCCAGUCGCCAUGGAUCGGGCAGCCGUCUUACAUUCCUGAUCCGGCAACUGUGGUGCCGGGAUUUCCACCUAUGGUUGGUUACAUGGGUGACCCAUUUGCAAAUGGAGCAUCUAAUAUGAAUGGCCACAGUUAUCCUCCCCAUACAGAAUAUCAUAUGCUUGAUUCUGCUCAUUCAUGGCCCCCUUCUCAGUUUGCUAUGGCUUCUCAUUACAACUCGUUUCCGGAUAACAAUCUGCACCCCGCUCCUCCCCAUCCCCAUGCAUUCACCGGAUAUGGGAAUCAGUACCCAUACCCAUAUGUUCAUGGGCCUGGAGAUCAAAGGUUGAUGAGGUUAGGUUCUUCUGCCACCAAGGAAGCUAGAAAGAAAAGGAUGGCUAGGCAAAGAAGGCUUUCAUCGCAUCCAAGGCAUCAUCAUCACCACAAUAACCAGCAAAACCAGAUGUCGAAUGAGAGUGCAGACCAGCAUGCAAGAUUUGGUAAUGAUAGUUGCAACCCUGCUGCUCAAGGCAACACCGGAAACUGGGUCUUCUGGCCCUCUCCUGCAGGUGGUGCAGCCUCGGCCACGCCGAUGCUGCCUCUAGACAGAUCUUCCAUGCAACCGCAGAAUUACCAGCGGCAGGUUGCUUCAGAUAGGAGACAGGGAUGGAAGCCGGAGAAGAACCUGAGGUUUCUGUUGCAAAAAGUAUUGAAGCAGAGCGACGUGGGUAACCUUGGAAGAAUCGUGUUGCCAAAAAAAGAAGCAGAAACUCAUCUCCCAGAACUGGAAGCAAGAGACGGCAUUUCUAUUGCCAUGGAAGACAUUGGAACUUCUCGUGUCUGGAACAUGCGCUAUAGAUUCUGGCCAAACAACAAAAGCAGGAUGUAUCUCCUUGAAAACACAGGAGAUUUUGUUAGAACAAAUGGACUUCAAGAAGGAGAUUUCAUAGUCAUAUACUCAGACAUCAAAUGUGGCAAAUAUUUGAUAAGAGGAGUGAAGGUGCGGCAACCAGGACUAAAAUCUGAGACAAAGAGGCCAGGAAAAUCGCAAAGAAAUCAGCAUGCAAGCACUCCAGCCACUGCUGGAAAUGAUUCGUCAUCUUCACCCAUCCCUCAAACAAGAGUCGUUUGUCCCUUCCUUACCGCUACUAGGGGUGAAGCGGGAGAGGAGUAUGUUACAUCGUUCAAAACACUAGACAAUGCAUCAUAUGAAAGGAUAGACCGCCUAAUGCAGGACCUAGAAGGGGUCAUGCAUUACAUCAAUGAUAUUUAUCAUGGUGAUAUUUUGUAUCUGCAUUGUGUCAUCACUGAUGUGGCAUUUGGCCAAACACUAGUAACUACAUAUGACACUUUAAUGAAAAAGGCCAAUGGUAGAGGUGCAACCAGGGGAGGCAAGCGGAAAAGAUUUGCCACAAAUGACUUCGACGGUGCCCCUGAUGAUUUUCAGUUUGAUGAUAGGAUGAUGCAGUAUGUACGGGGGGGAAAGACCCAAACAUAG